This is a messenger RNA of Cynara cardunculus var. scolymus (artichoke), 381 nucleotides long. RefSeq names its product nucleolin-like. The coding region runs from base 1 to 381 and encodes 126 amino acids. Lineage: Eukaryota; Viridiplantae; Streptophyta; Magnoliopsida; Asterales; Asteraceae. The record is from RefSeq and is a predicted model, not a curated record. The transcript is spliced from 2 exons.
AUGAGAGCUAACAACGAUGAAGCUGAUGAUCCCUUGUCCUUUCCUGAUGCUGGAAGAGAUCUUGCUGCUGAUGAUGAUAAAGACGAUGAUGAUGAAAUAGCUGAAGCAAGUGAAGCUGUUGCUGAAGUUGUAGAUGCCAUCGAUUACCAUGAAGCAGACGUUGUUGCUGAAGCUGAAGAAAUUGAUGAUGCUGCUAGAGUUGAUGCUCAAAAUGAAGACAUUCCUAUCACCUCUACAACUAAUGUUGGUGAUAAGGAAGAUGAAAAUGAAGAUGAUGAAGAUGACGAUGAAUAUGAUGAUCGUCUAUCCUUUCUUGAUGCUGGAAAAGCUCUUGCUACUGAGGAUGAUAAAGAUGAGGAUGAUGACGACUUCGAUAUUUAA